GUGUCAGUGGGGGGAAUAGUGCCCCAUCAUUGGUGUCAGUGGGAGGAAGAGUGCCCCAUCAUUGGUGUCAGUGGGAGGAAUAGUGCCCCAUCAUUGGUGUCAGUGGGAGGAAUAGUGCCCCAUCAUUGGUGUCAGUGGGAGGAAUAGUGCCCCAUCAUUGGUGUCAGUGGGAGGAAUAGUGCCCCAUCAUUGGUGUCAGUGGGAGGAAUAGUGCCCCAUCGUUGGUAUCAGUGGGAGGAAUAGUGCCCCAUCAUUGGUGUCAGUGGGAGGAAUAGUGCCCCAUCGUUGGUGUCAGUGGGGGGAGGAAU
Staurois parvus is the source of this 308-nucleotide messenger RNA. Lineage: Eukaryota; Metazoa; Chordata; Amphibia; Anura; Ranidae. The record is from the annotation of a GenBank genome assembly.